This is a messenger RNA of Eptesicus fuscus (big brown bat), 320 nucleotides long. Its product is annotated as small nuclear ribonucleoprotein F-like. Gene Ontology annotation, cellular component: U1 snRNP; catalytic step 2 spliceosome. The coding region runs from base 1 to 261 and encodes 86 amino acids. Gene Ontology annotation, molecular function: RNA binding. The transcript has a single exon. The record is from RefSeq and is a predicted model, not a curated record. Gene Ontology annotation, biological process: mRNA splicing, via spliceosome; spliceosomal snRNP assembly. Lineage: Eukaryota; Metazoa; Chordata; Mammalia; Chiroptera; Vespertilionidae.
AUGAGUUUGCCCUUCAAUCCCAAACCUUUCCUCAAUGGAUUAACAGAAAAGCCAGUAACGGUGAAACUGAAGUGGGGGAUGGAGUACAAAGGCCACCUGGUAUCUGUAGAUGGCUAUAUGAACAUGCAGCUUGCAAACACUGAAGAAUGCAUAGAUGGAGCCUUGUCUGGACACCUGGGUGAAGUUUUAAUAAGGUGUAAUAAUGUCCUUUGUAUCAGGGGUGUUGAAGAAGAGGAAGAAGAUGGAGAAAUGAGAGAAUAGCAUCUUUUGUGGGAAAACGUUUUUAUAUAUAUUUCUAGACAAUAAAAAUUUGUUUUUUC